GUCAGAGAGAAGAGGAGCUGCAGAUGCCAUGGCCUCAGAUGCAAGUCACAUGUUAGAAGCCGCCUUGGAACAAAUGGAUGAUAUUAUUGCUGGUUCGAAGGCGGUGGCGGAGUUGAGUAACGGGCUGUAUGAUCUGGGCUCUCCGGUGAGUGUCGGGCCCCUGCAGAUCCUCCAGCUGGCAGAAGAGCUGAGGCUGGCACUCGAGCUGCAGGUCGGAGACGAGGAGCGACACUCGCUGCGCUCACAACUGCCCUGCUCCACCGCACACACACUCCUGCACUGGCUGGACAGAGGAGCGCUGAGCCAGGUUAACCACCAGAGCUCAAGCAACAAUGAGACCUAUCAAGAGCGGCUGGCGAGAUUAGAAGGGGACAAAGAGUCUCUGGUUCUCCAGGUGAGUGUCCUCACUGACCAGGUUGAAGCUCAAGGAGAAAAAAUCCGAGAUCUGGAAAGCUCCCUGGAAGAACAUCAUCACAAACUCAUUUCUACUGAGGAAAUGCUCCAGCAGGAGCUCUUCAGUCGAACUUCACUGGAGACUCAGAAACUGGAACUGAUGGAUGAAGUUUCCUAUCUGAAACUCAAGCUGGUCGGCAUGGAGGAGGAACACAACCACGUUGAUGAAGAGGACAAACAUCAUAAAGCAGAGAGCGUGGUUAAUCUAAUUAGUGAACUACAGGAGCAGAUGUGUAAAUUCCAGGAGGAAAUCAGCAAUCGCAUUCAGGAGCAGCGGGCCCUCGAGAGCCUUGGGGACAGUGGCACACGUGAGGCUCUUGACCAGAGCCCCGAUGUGGGUCUUGGUGCCUCGGAUGCUGAGGAAUGCAGCUGCCGCUGUAGAAACGGAGGAGAGAAUGCUUUGCUACAAGAGCUUCGCCUUCUUAAAAACAAAGUUGAAGAACUAGAAGGGGAGAAAUCUCAAUAUGAGAGGAAGCUCAAAGCCACAAAGACUGAGAUUGCCAAACUCCAACAGCUGCUUGCUACGAAAGAUGCAGAAAUCGAGUGUCUACAAAAUCAGCUUCUGUCCCGGGGAACCAUCAACAAUGACAUUACAGAGAGAGAGGAAGUGUAUAAGAGAAAGCUGAGAGACAAACAUCAAGAGUUGCAGAGGCUAAAAACUGGAAUGGAGACGCUCAUCGCUGCCAAUAAUGAGAAGGAUCGCCAUAUUGAGGAACUCAAUGUUCUGCUGGGCCAGUACAGAAAACUGAAGGACGGUUUGGCUCUUUCUCAAGUGAACAAUGAUUCAUUGCUGUGUGGCAGCAGUGAAGAGGAUCUUAGUGGCAAUCGAAAAAUAAGAGCCCUGACCCAUAAAGCAUACUCAGACAUCAUCAGAUCAGAGCUACAGAUGUCAUCCAGAGGUCCAUCUCCACUCCUGGUGUCUCCUCCAUGUCUACAGAGAGAUCUGGACUCCAGCAUUCGCAGUGUUCAGCCCUGCGUGAAGACCUCGCUGGUGUCCAUUGGCCAUUUGGGCUUUUACAGCAGACCAUGGUCACUGCAACGGAUGCUGUCCAGCAGUUUGGAGGAGCUCCAGAGCGGCAGCUUGCAGAUGCAUGUAGUGGAACGUCCAGUAGAAGCUGCUUUAGAGAACCGCUAUAAUCCAGAAAACAACAAAUACCAGACUCUGCCAGGCAAAUUGAAUCGUCCAGAUCAGAAUGGCUUGAGGCUUCAGUGUUCACCGCUGCUGAUCUCUCCUGAUGACAGUGAAGACAGUCAGUUCAACCUCAGGCCACGGGGCAAGCAUGAUCAGUUUGCUCUUGGAAAGACAGAGAAGACGGACGACUCGACCCUGUCUGACCUGUCGCCACUCUCAUCUGGAGUGGAGUCGGGACAGCAGUCGCCCAUCUCUCCAGAACAUAAGAAGAACCAGAAGGGCAUCCGAAAACUCUGGGGAAAGAUCAGGAGAACGCAGUCAGGCAGUCUACCAGCAGACUCUGAUUCAGACUUCAAGAGAGGAGGUUUCAGGGCCACAGCAGGACCAAGACUCACCUGUCUGGGCAUCAGCACUUCAUCACGUGACACAAACGCCCCCUUCUCGAAAUGGUCAUGUGAUCAGGUGUGUACAUGGAUGGAAGACUUUGGUUUGGGUCAGUAUGUGAACAUGGCUAGACAGUGGGUCACUAGCGGUCAGUCUCUUCUUUCAGCCUCCUCACAUGAGAUUGAAAAGGAGUUAGGAAUUAAACAUCCGCUACACAGGAAGAAGCUACAGCUGGCUCUGCACUCCUUCAGCUCCAAAAUCACAGAGAAAUCUUCUGAACUCGACUACAUCUGGGUCACACGGUGGCUUGAUGAUAUUGGAUUACCACAAUACAAAGACCAGUUUAAUGAAGGCCGUGUGGAUGGUAGAAUGCUGCAGUACCUGACUGUGAAUGAUCUUCUGUUCCUCAAAGUCACAAGUCAACUACAUCAUCUGAGCAUCAAGUGUGCGAUACACGUCCUACAUGUAAACAAGUUCAACCCCAACUGCCUCAAAAGAAGACCUGGAGAUGAGAAUAAGACAUCUCCUUCUGAGGUUGUUCAGUGGUCUAAUCAUCGAGUAAUGGAGUGGCUCAGAUCUGUUGAUCUGGCAGAAUAUGCCCCCAACCUGAGAGGUAGUGGAGUGCACGGAGGACUCAUAAUCUUAGAACCUCGUUUUAACUCUGACACCUUGGCGAUGCUUCUGAACAUCCCUCCUCAGAAGACUCUUUUGCGGAGACAUCUGGCCACCAACUUCAACACUCUGGUGGGCUCUCAGGCUCAGCAAGAGAAACAAGAGUACCUGGAGUCCUCAGGCUACACACCGUUGACCACCACAGCUAAAGUCAGGCCACGUAAAAUCGGUUUCUCCAGUUUUGGUCCACGUAAGAAGCGCUCGGAUGAUGCCACAGACUACAUCUGUCCUCUGGAUGCGUCCCAAGCCCAGGCUCUCAUGAACGGGGCAAACCGGCCCUACAGUGGCUUCAGGGGCCUGAGCCCAAUCUUCGACAGGGACCCCGAGAGAAGGGAGCAGGUGGGAGCUCUACAAAUCUGACGCUCCGCAAACCAAUAACCCUCCACCUAAAACCUCAUGAAACUCAGUGCCAUUUUAAAACACCCACAAUCCCUCAUUGGCAGAAUGAACAGUGCGGAAAGACUUGGUUUAGUACUGUAUGAAAACAUCAUCUCACGUGGGCAACAUGGUUUAGAAAAUGUUUUUCCUAAAAAUAGUGCCACUUCACCUUUGAUGGACAUAUGUUUGAUUUCAUUUUUCUUUUUUUGUGAAUAGUAAAAGAUUCUGUCUAACAAGUAUUCCAUUUUUGUAACCAACAUCUACUUUGUGCUGUUUUAAAAGACAGUGUGUACAAUCUUGUGCAAUAUUUGCAUGUUUUAGAGUUAUUUAAUGGUAUAUUUAUGGCAAGUUUUUAAGAGGCACACAGACUACUAUUAUAUGUUCAGAGGCAGCACAUUUUGACUAAUCCAAGUUUAUUUUUAUUCAGCAAAAAGCACAUUUUUAUAGGUGAAUAUCUCAUCUUUGCAUUUUAAGAUACUGUAAUUAUAUUUAAUCCAAAAUAUUGUGAAAUAAACACCUUCAGUCGGG
Messenger RNA from Danio aesculapii, 3547 nucleotides. It is a transcript of the gene ppfibp2b, whose product is annotated as PPFIA binding protein 2b. Gene Ontology annotation, biological process: neuromuscular junction development. Gene Ontology annotation, cellular component: presynaptic active zone. The coding region runs from base 29 to 3001 and encodes 990 amino acids. Lineage: Eukaryota; Metazoa; Chordata; Actinopteri; Cypriniformes; Danionidae. The transcript has 27 exons. Gene Ontology annotation, molecular function: protein binding. The record is from RefSeq and is a predicted model, not a curated record.